AUGGUGUCCAGUGAAGCCUGGCGUUUCCAAAAGCAUGCAUGGAUCGCCACGCUCUUCGCCAUCAUCUCGGGCUAUGCGGAUGUGGUGAGCCUGGCGAGAUACCAAGCCUUUGCUAGCAUCCUCACUGGCAACGUGAUUUGGCUGGCGAGGGUCACGGUGCAUCCCGCAUCGAACGACAAGCACAGCGGGUGGUUUUACGCGGCUCUGUGCGGGUCCUUCGCUCUGGGCGCCUUUCUGCAUCGCAUCUGCGAGUUGUAUUGGCCCAACCGCGGGGGCUCCCUGGCAGUGCUGCCCUUCGCCAUGCUCAUGCUGAUGAUGGAGACGGUGUAUCUGAUUGUAGACAGCGACCGCGUCUUCGACGAGCCAUAUCUGCGUUGGAGCGUGGUCCUGGUGUCUCCCAUGUUUGGCGUGAUCUCUGCGGCAUGUAGCACUGGGCGCAUGGGCACCCACACCACCAUGGUCACGGGCCACGUCUUGACGAUCUCCGGCCUUCUAGGCAAUCUAGUCUUUCUCAGACAGCUGCGCGAGCCGGAGAUCCAAAAGCUGAUCAUGAGCACCAUGGUGAUUGCUGGAACCAUAGGUGGUGCUUGCUUGGGCGGUUGGAUGGUGAUGACAGUGAGCUUGCACGUGCUUUUAUUCCCGGUGCCAAUCAUCACCUACGUCCUGCUGUGGUUGCAUGACCACCUCUGUCGCCCGAGAUCUUUGAUCAAGAAGGUACAGAAGCGCAUGCGCGAGAACGCGCGCGACUUGGAGUCGAUGUCCGUGGAGUCGGUCUCAGAUUCGCUGGAAGACGAUGAGAUCUCUUCCGUGGAAGAGGACUCAGAGGUACAGUGCUGA
Messenger RNA from Effrenium voratum, 837 nucleotides. NCBI's taxonomy places the organism in Eukaryota, Dinophyceae, Suessiales, Symbiodiniaceae. The record is from the annotation of a GenBank genome assembly.